UGAUCAGCUGUGUCCAAUCACAGCUGAUCGCAUGUAAAUAAGGAAAUGCCGGUUAUCUGCAUUCCUCUCCUCACAAGCUGUCACACUGACAGCUCUGUAGCCUCAGCAGUGCCACCUGUCAAUGUCCAUCAAUGCCACCUGCCAGUGCCCAUCAGUGCCACAUCAAUGCAACAUAUCAGUGCCUACCAGUGUACAUCAAUGCCACAUAUCAGUGCCCAUCUGAGCUGUCUUUCAGUGCCACCUAUCAGUGCCAGUCAGUGCCACCUAUCAGUGCUGCCAAUCAAUGCCACCUAUCAGUGCUGCCAAUCAAUGCCACCUAUCAGU
Molecule: messenger RNA, 324 nt
Organism: Staurois parvus
Lineage: Eukaryota; Metazoa; Chordata; Amphibia; Anura; Ranidae
Source: the annotation of a GenBank genome assembly